AUGGUUUCGUCACUGCUUUCAGAAAUCACAGACUUUGCAGAACUCUUUGUUGAGUUGUCAUCACUUUUACCAAAAGAGUCUUUAGAUGUAUGGCUCACAUCUCUUGGGAUUGUCUGUGUUUGUGAAGAGUCUUCUGAUGUAUUGCUGAUAUCUUUUGAAGCCAUCGAUAUCUGUGACGAGACAUCGGUUGACGAUUUUCUGACUGAAUGCUACGAUUGGGUCCUCAUAUUGAGAUUCCUGAAGCCUCCAGAAUCCCGAUAUGGACUCUUAGGGCCGAGUGGUUGUGGGAAGACUACACUUUUAAAGCUAAUAUUAGGAUUAAAUAAAUCAAAGAGUGGUACGAUUGAAGUCAAUGGACGCCCACCGCUACACCCUUUGAAUCACAUACCGGGCGUUGGAGUUGGGUUUCAACCGCAGGAAAUAGCUCUCUAUCGGGAGUUCUCAAUCAGAGAGACACUCAACUAUUUCGCUCAGAUCUAUGGCAUGCAAAACAGUCUUAAGCUGAAGAGAAUUCAGUUCCUCAUUGACUUCCUUUCACUUCCAGAUCCCGACCAAAGAAUUAAAAAUUUGAGUGGUGGUCAACAGCGAAGAGUUUCUCUGGCCGUAGCCAUCGUCCACAGCCCACCCUUCCUCAUACUGGAUGAGCCCACCGUAGGAGUGGAUCCCUUAUUAAGAGAGCGGGUUUGGGAACAUUUGGUGCAACUUUCAAAUGUGGAGAAGACAUCAAUACUGAUAACAACCCAUUAUGUAGAGGAGGCCCGAAGGGCACACGUGAUCGCACUCAUGAGGUCGGGUAGUCUUCUGGUGGAACAGUCGCCACAAUAUCUACUCAAUCACUACAAUGUCAUCACAUUAGAGGAGGUCUUUCUGCUCGUAUGUAAGGCUCAAGAGUUGGACAAAUCAAAGCCAAUGCCUAAGAGUUUUAUGGAGACGACUGACAACAAACAGAUUGAUUUGAAAAGAAAGCAUUCAUUUGUGACACAAAAGAAAUUAAAUUUAGAGCCGAGUCAUUGCAAACGAGUGACCAGUCUUAUGAAAAAAGACUACAUAAAGCUUACAAGAAAUCUAUUGAUAUUAAUCUUUCAAAUCCUAAUCCCGACCGUUUCGAUGACACUAUUCUGCAUAUGUAUCGGUCAAUUGCCACUCAAUCUAAAGGUUGCCGUUUAUAAUGAGGAGGACUUCUUCAAUGGCACUCAACACUUGUGCCAAUACAACAAUUUAAGCCAUUAUUUCUUCGAGUCCAUUGAUCCUAAAAUAAUUCAUUUAAUUUAUUUCAAUUCAAAAGAGAAAGCAUUGGAUUCUGUGAGACGAAGCGAUUCAUUUGCGGCACUAGUGAUGGACAGGUAUUUCAGUGCCGCUCUCUGUAACAGAAUGGAUGAUAUAAACUAUAUCAAGAACAGUACCAUCUAUUACUUCGGAGACUUUACUGACAUAACAAUAUUCGAUACAAUACUGCGAGUCUUACACAACUCUGUCUUACUGUUUACCCAAAGAGUGAGCCAAACCCUAAAGGCUAACCUUCCCGCUAAUGAAACUGAAAACUUUAGACCGGAAUCGUUGAGCCCUUUACUAGAAAUCGGUGAACCAAUUUACGGGUCAACGAAAACCACAUUCAGAGACUUUAUGGCCCCGGGAAUGAUGAUCGCCAUUAUAUUCAUAUUAGCCGUCGGUUUGACUGCACUUUCAUUUGUGACCGAAAAGAAAGAGUCACUUCUGGACCGCACUCUUAUGACAGGCGUUAAGAUCUAUGAAUUCCUUUUCGCGCAGAUUUUCGUUCAAAUAUUCGUCAUUUGCAUUCAAAUCACAUUUUUAAUGCUCAUUAUAUUCCCUAUAUUUGCAAUUGAAAACAAAGGACAGGUAGCCCUAAUCGUAGCAAUUAAUGUAUUACAAGGCGUCACUGGAAUGACUUAUGGUCUACUGAUAUCAAGUGUGACACCGGAUGAACAGUCAGCCUUAAUGGUAGCUUUCGGCUCAUUCUUCCCCAUUAUCUUACUGUCCGGUGUUUUCUGGCCCAUCGAAGGCAUGAUAAGUCAAUUGCAAACAGUUAGUCAAUUAUUGCCACAAACUUUGGCUGUGAUAUCGUUGAGAAAUAUUAUGCUUAAAGGCUAUAUCAAAAGUCAUUUAUGCUAUGACGAGGAUGAAGAUGAUGAUUCCGAGUGGUAUCAGGAUAGACAUAUUAUAGGACCCAGAGCAAGAGCUUUGAUAUUAAAAAGAGGGCCCAACGGCAUCGGCAUCACAAUAUCGAGUGGUGUGGAUAAGGAUAAGAAGAUAACAGUUCCCAAUUGUGGCACAACUAUCGGCGGAUCGGACGCCCGGACGGUCGGCGGAUCGGACGCCCGGACGGGUCAGUUCCCGUGGAUUGUACUCAUAGAGACCAAUAGAGUCCCAUUCUGUGGCGGGACUAUACUCAAUGAGAAAUGGAUUGUCUCUGCGGCCCAUUGUUUCAAAGGCCGCACUUCGCCCAAAGAGAGUGACCAGGGUGUGUAUUACAAAAUAUCCAAAUUGGUUAUUCAUGAUAAGUACAAUUGGGAUGGAAUGGAGAACUCGGAUUUGGCUUUACUUAAGACGGCUUCCCCUAUCAAAAUGGAAAGGGACGGAGAGAUAGACCUUAUCAACGGAGUAUGUCUUCCACACAAACCACACGAGGAGCCCAUAAGCAAUAAGAUAAUAGUGGCCGGGUGGGGGCGGGUGGGCGAGAACCAGGACCCCUCACGGACUCUCAAAUAU
Messenger RNA from Oppiella nova, 2727 nucleotides. NCBI's taxonomy places the organism in Eukaryota, Metazoa, Arthropoda, Arachnida, Sarcoptiformes, Oppiidae. The record is from the annotation of a GenBank genome assembly.